AUGGCCAAUAACUCGAGCUCCAAACGCGCCCGUCCCCGGCAUCUGGUUCCCAUUCCCCCCACCCACCCCUUCCCCCUGCGCCCCCCCCCUUCCCACUCCUUAAAAAUUCAGAAGAGCCUCGACCGAGGAGGAAAGCCCGCCCAGCACAGGGCGGAACGGGCGCCCGGACUCCCGGCUGCAGCCCCCGCCCCGCAACCCAGAUGGAAGCGUUCGCUGCGCCCCCGCCUCCCGCUAAGAAUCCGGCUCAGUCUACACCUCGGUCUUCCGGGCUCCCCCAAACCAGAAAACCACUCACUCAGACAAGGCUUUGAUCUUCCAACUUUGCCAGGGAGCAGAGAAGCCUCACGACCCGUCGCCCCCGCGCCCCCCGCCUCCUGGAGCCGCAAACCCUACAAAACCGGAUCAGAAACCGUCUCACCAAGGGGAGGAUCAAACUCGGGAGAGGGCAGGGGCGGGGGGCGCGACCCCGAACCGGGGGCGGGAACCCUGGGCUCCGGGUGGGCGCGCGUGGCCCCCGUGCGGGGCCUCAGGCCGCCGGUAGCGCCGCGUUCCCCGGGCGGAGGGGAGGUGGGGCGGCCCCGUUACCUGGAAGACCAAGGCGGCCCGAGGCCCGGCUCUCAUCUCCGCCGAGCCCCCCCUGCCCGCUCCCCGGCCCCAAUCCACCCCGACGCGUCCAGAGCCCCGGUGGGCGCUCGCAGCCCCCGAGCCCGGGUCGGAGGCGCCCGCAGGAGAAGCGCGGAAAGCGGCAGCCGGUCCAGCAAUGGCGACGCGCGGAGGCUCGGCCUCUCCGCACGAGGGGCCGGGGCGGCCGGGGGCGCGGGGCCGGGCGGCAGGAGAGACGCGGGGGACGCGGGCGCCCCAGGCACUCCGGCGCACACUCGCACCCAGACUCCCGUCCAGCACCGCCCCGGCGCGGCGCCCCCGGGGGAGGGGAUCUGCCCCCGCUCCGCCCCCGCCGCGGCCGCCACUCGCACAAGUCUCUCCGCCGGGCCCCCGCCACCCCGGCCGAGCCCCCCGGAGCGCCGGGCGCCGCGCCCGCCGCCCCUCUCCGCGCCCGCCCGGAGCGCGCCCCGAAAUAGCCGGCCUGCCCACUUCAAAGGGCCGCCCGGCACAUCAAAGCGCGCGGGCCGCCCGCCGCCUCGGCCUCGCACUCACCAGGGGUCCGCGCGCGCGCUCCGCGCCCAGACCUCGCGGGCGCCCCGGGCAGGGCCUCGGCCUCGGCCCCGGCCCCCGGAUCGGCUCGCCGCCGCGGCCCCGGGCCCCCCCGGGCCGGUCCCGGCGUCGGGGAACAUGGGGGAGUCGCGCGGCCGGGGAGGGAGUGCGGGGAACCCGGCGGCAAGGGAGGGGGCAGAGGCGCGCCCCGCCGCCCCUCUUUCUGCGCAAGAUCCGAGUGGGCCUCGCCCCAGCCGCGGCCGCCCUCGGCCCCUCCGGCCCCCGCCCGGUCCGGCUUUCGACACGGGCCCCGCUUCCAGCAGCCACUCCGGGCACCCAACGUCCUCCGGGCGCUUCCAACAAAAACUGCGCCGUGGAUUUCACUGUGCACUUCAAAGGCGCGUGCCGGCGCACGGUCCUGAAAGGGAGGUACGCGCCCGCCGCGCUCCAGGCCGCCCCCGGCGCCCCCGCCGCCCCUCUCCGGGGCCGUCCGGCUCACGGACGCCCUCCCGGCCGCCUCUCGGCCGGGCCGGACCCCCUCCCGCGCCCUGCGCCCUCGACGCGGCUGGGCGCGACCUCGCCCCCGGCCCUGGGGGUGCCCGGCUCAGAAGCGGCUCGGCCGGGGCCGCGCCUCCGCCCCCACCUUUUACAGCACAGCUUUCGCCGGGGGAGACGGGCGCCUCGGACGCCCGGCGGCCCGGCGAUCCAUGA
Molecule: messenger RNA, 1863 nt
Organism: Mesoplodon densirostris (Blainville's beaked whale)
Lineage: Eukaryota; Metazoa; Chordata; Mammalia; Artiodactyla; Ziphiidae
Product: basic proline-rich protein-like
Exons: 4
Coding region: 1-1863 (620 amino acids)
Source: RefSeq, a predicted model, not a curated record